This is a messenger RNA of Trichoplusia ni (cabbage looper), 10536 nucleotides long. RefSeq names its product 5-hydroxytryptamine receptor 1A (gene mAChR-C). The record is from RefSeq and is a predicted model, not a curated record. Gene Ontology annotation, biological process: G protein-coupled receptor signaling pathway. NCBI's taxonomy places the organism in Eukaryota, Metazoa, Arthropoda, Insecta, Lepidoptera, Noctuidae. Bases 8768 to 10000 code for a protein of 410 amino acids. Gene Ontology annotation, molecular function: G protein-coupled receptor activity. Gene Ontology annotation, cellular component: membrane. The transcript is spliced from 5 exons.
AUUUUAGUACACUGUAAUUUGAAAAUAUAUAAUAAACCAGAACUUUGACAAUACGAAGAAACUUUCCUAGAAUUACCAGACAAACAAAUAACAAUUUGUCAUAACAACUGAAAUAGUGCUAUAGUUGACCAAAACUUGGACAAUUUCGUUAAUAACAUUAAGUUCAGCUUGGUAGUCGUAAUCGCGGAAACAUUUCACAUAGGCCCUACAACAAAACCUCCCGACUGGCCACCCUAUAUCAUCAUUAUAGAGUAACGCGGUACUGUGAAAGCUGCGUAUAUCAUCGCGGUAAUCCGCAUCAAAUACGUUUAUAUUGUAGCAUAGAGUAACCACAAAAAAACCAUGACCUUUGCCACUGGUGUUUGUCCACUAAUGCCUCCAAAGACCUCGAAUUUCGUGUUUGGAAGCCGGCGGUGGCGUCCGCGACCGUUAGUUGCGUGCCGACCGCCGACGCGAGCGUACGUCCACUCACGAACAUUCCCCUCACCCUCGGAGAGCCCUUCACACGAAAAAGUUGCAUACAGUGAACAAACACAGUUCGUGUAUAAGUGUUGUUGUAUUAUGUAGCACAGUGAUGUUUGCCUAUAGCAGACCUCUUGGGUAGUCUGUUCGCGCCAAUGGCAGUCUCGUCUUGGAGGUAAAUAUUGACAAAAACCGGGACUGAUGGUCCUCGCGGCCAUCGUCCGCUGCCGGAUAAGUAUUUGCUGAACGUUCGAACGGCUUCCAUUCCAUUUCCCCGCGAUUUGAUUUGCAUUUUGUUUGAUCAUUGAACGCAUACGAUUUGGACGCCUUUUCUCUAAAUAAUGCCGACCAAAGCAAACGCAUAAAAUAUUGGCACUUAUUUUUUGAAAGACCCGAUUUUAAUUCGUUGUUUACCGUAACCAAAAUAUUUUUUAUGAGUCGUGCGUUUAAAUUUAAGCGCGUGGUUUUAAGUUGUUGGUAUAUUGUCGCGUCCGAUAUGUAAAUGUAAAGUGCGAGCGGGCCGCGCCGGCUCGUGGGUACACGGCAUCAACAAAGAUAUGAAUUAAAGUGUUCUUUUAUAUUUUGCCGUUAAAGUUCCAGACGGGCUUACGUAAGCUUUCGACGGACUCCCCGCCCCCUCUUAUGUAACUUACCCGAUUUGGAUAGAAUUUUAUCUUUUUCGGAUUUAGUUUAAGGGAAUAUUGAAACUUAUCUGGAAGUAUCAAUCUCAUCUAUUUUGUUCGUUGACUAGCGAGUUCGAGUCCCGACAAAAACAUAUCUUAGUGGAUUCUCAAGCGCGCCGUUUUGCUCAGUAUUUCGUGGACGCAAAACUUUUCUCUCAUUUAAAAGCUUUUGUUUUCAAAUCUUGGGACAAUUGCGCCGGGAGUGAAUAGGCUUCAGAAAUCCAAUUCGGUAAAGAGGCCGCUGCAACCUUGUCUCUUGGUGUUAUUAUUGUUAAACGAAGUUCGUUCAUUGUAUUGUUCGUGCAUAUUCGGUGCACGCGAGUUAAUGAAACUAAUACAAUCGUAUUACGCCCUUGAACAAAAUCUCUGCAGCAUUAUCAAUGAAGAUUGUAACGAAUACUAACCGGCUAGUAAUAUUCUAUCUGCGAAUUGAAUCUCUUCUGCUAACGUCAAUAUUGUGAUGAAUUAUGAACAUACUACUACAAAAACGGUUUAAGUCUGAAAUAGUGAGAUAUAUCUUAAAGAGAAAUAGGUCUGUGGUAUGUCAAAUGUCUGGCAUUUAAGAAAAUUUCUGUAGUUUGCAUCCAAAAUUUAAACCAAAAUCCGCCCGCAGCACCAAAACUUUCAGAUAAGAUCGAAUUAACAUUCAGGAAUAGUGGAAGUGAUAACUCAGACUUCCACUGAACAUAAUCCAGGCGCUUUAAAAGGGUUAGAUUUGAUGGUGCCAUUAACCGGUAAAUCUCGGCCGAUUUCAGACUUAUUAUCAGCUGCGCUCACUUUACGACCUCACUGUCUGAUGCCAAAACUCUGUUUUAAACGGCAAAUAAAAUUAUCGUUUACGUAGCUACAAAAUAUUAGUCUCAAAUAAUUAUUUAAGUAAGACGUAAAAAUAAAAUAACAAUAGGAGCAAAGAGACUUCAAAGAGAGCAAAGUCAAAAUGUUGUCUACGGCUGUCACUAAAACCCUGCUGAAAAUUAAAGUAAGGAAUACAUGACGCAAAAAAAUUGCGAAAAGCGUCAACUGCGGCUCAGCGGUCGAUAAGAAGCUUCGAAUUAUCUAUUCCAUUACAGCGGAUGGCCCAUAUCAAUAUUGCCUUAGGGAAAGUUCUGUAUGACCUCGUGUAAUUUCAGAUACACUUCAGCGCCAUGGGACCUAAACACCGUGCGUUGACCGCACUUACUUUAAAUACAUGUAUACAACCAUCGUUAACAUGUAUCGUUCGCUAUAAAAUUUUAUUAGAAAAAUAUCGACCACGUAAGCUUUAGAAGCAACAAAUAUCAAUGAAAUCUAAUUCGCAUCCAACAAAAACAAACCUUAUUUUUUGCCAGAUACUGGCCUACCUUAGGGUUCAAUACAAAAAGAAACAAUAAACAGCAAUCGUAACAGCCUUUGUGUGGGAGCGACGAUUACCAGCGAAAGUACUGACACAAAUACGUAACACGAAUAUUAUUAUUUUAGGUUUUACGGAGCUAUAAAGUCAAAUAAAUAUCUUAUUAUGAGAAGGGUCUGGCUCCCCAGAGGUCAGUCAUGAGCCAUGACUCGACAUUUCUCUUGAUUUGACUAUAAGUGAUGUGAGUGACAAAUAUACAGUAAACAGUGACAUUAGAAAGGUACUCUAAAAUAAUCUUAUCCAUUUCAUAAAGGGUAAGAUUGGAAUAACAAAAUAGCAAGAGUCAGCUCUUAUCAGACAGGUUAGGAAUCAAUUAAAAUAAAUUAUUUGUUUUAUGUCUUCACAGAAGACAAUAUAAAAUAGCUGACCUAACAGAAUGUCCGUGCUUGAUAGGUAUGAGAUAGAGAUGCGUACACAGUCGAUUGCAUGGGGGAAAUAGCCAAUAUCUAAGGGGAGGGGUCGAAAACCCAUUAUCCAGUAGGUCAACAGUGAACACUAACGCGUCUGGAUUGGACGCUUACGACAAUCCUAUGAUUGAAUUCUGCGCCAACUCUUCCGAUGGAUAGACAAAAAUGAACAAAUUAAAACUCCGAUUGAUAUUGUGAAAGACAGCAAAACGAUUUGGUUUCAGGGGAGAAUAUCAAUAUCGGCCAGUAUCGUACUGCAACUACAUGUCAUCCUAGUUUUACAACCAUAAAUUUUCUAACAUCAAGUAGCGAUCGUGGCGCUAAGCUCACCUGUGCGAACUUAGGUUAUGAAUAACAAUAUAAUAUAUGACUACAAGCGUACUCACCAUAAUUUAUGAUAAAAAAUAGCUAAGGAAAUACUAUUGAAUAGAUAAUAAAAGUGAUAAUAAUAGAUUAAUAUCGAUAGCAUCAGCAUCAUAAUGAUAACGCUUUGGAGCGGCCCAAGUGUCGAGCUUUAAUGAUUUCAUAGUGGCGGGAAAGGCGGUGCUAUUCAGUGUAUACAACUUCCAUGGAAUUGAAAUAGUAACUAGUUCUAUAACUUAAUAGAUUUAAAGUAUAAGGGUCGACUUCGGUUAGAAUGGAAGAUGAUCUUGAUUUGGACUAACGAUUAAUAAGACUAGUUUCUUUAUUAAGUCGAGAACUAAUAAAACUAACAGUAUAAAUGGACCAAGUAAAAAAAACUAAACAAAACAGAAUGACUUCAAAUCUGCUAACGAAAAAUCUAUUUAUGAAGCUAGAUCGUUAAUUUCGCUUUUGGGCCGACAUAUUGCCUACGGUCAGGAAAAUUCAUAAAGCCUGAAUUCUGACCUAAAAAAACUAGAAAAAGCUUUUCGUUUAUCUACCAGUCGCUGCGCUAUAUUCCGAAGCUAAUCACAUUGUUUUCGAACUGAUAUCUACGAUAUUAAAGAUUUAUUAAAAUAAACUGUUGAAUGAGCAAUAAAUAAAUUAUGGAGCUGUUAUUAAUGAUACAUAAAGUAGUUUUUCAACAAAACAUUACACAUGUUAUAGAAUUUCGAAAGGUUUCCAACACUCCGACACAUCAGACAAACAAUUAGUGAAGGGUGAAAUUGGUUCUGUAUCGUGAUGAUAUAAAAGUUUAUGUUAUAGCAAUUAAACGCAGGCGGCUAUUUCGGGCAAUUUAGCCGCGUGGGCGGGUCAUAUCGUUAUAUAUGAGGUGUACAGAGGUCUGUUUAUCAACACUCCCGUCACCAUAGCAACGGAAAACGGAAAUGCUAAGAACUCAUAUCUAGGAACGUGUGGAUAGAAACCGUUAAAGUAGGAUGUUCGGAACUUAAUGGACAAUAAACCUGGAUGAACCUCGCGUAAAGUUUAAUGAAAAUGUUACGCUAAAUGUGUAACUGCAGAGUAACACAUGACAAUGUUUACACAGACCAACUCAUGGGAUGAGAACAUCGAUUAUUAAUUUACCACACUGCAGCUUUUUAUAGUCAGAAAAUGAUUAAAUUCAUCUGCCCGUUUGGUGAAAUAGGCGACUUUGGAUGGAUGUAAAGUUGAUGGACCAACAAUGCAUAAAUUAAUAUAAGAACAUAUCGCCAUUAUAAAAUAUUUAACUACACGUCAUGUUAACUCGCCGCAAGAAACAACUGAACAACUCCCAACAAAGAGAACUUCACUCAACAAACAAUGAAACUUAUGAAUAAAAUAUCCAGCUCCUUAGAAUUACACGGCGCUUUGUUUAGUUAUUUAGAAAGUGGAACUUAGACAUCUGAUAAACAAGAAUAAUCGAAUACAUUUUCAGAAUUGUUUAGUACAAGUUCAUCCUUUUAAGUCCAUCAGCGACAUGUGAGUCGUGUGCGAGACCUCAAUAAAAACAGACAAGAUAAAGAAACAAAGAAAUCCGAACGAAUUCCAAAGAUAUUUAUGUAACAUCCUUUUUUGUGAGCAAAGGCUUUCUUUGUCUUCGCGAAUAAUGAAAUCAUAACCAGACAAGAAAGUUAAUAAAUGUCCAAAAUCUGUCCAAACAAAUCCCCGACGACGUCUAUUAAUAGAGCUAAUACAAUAAAGAGCUUUCUUACGGUGUCCAUCAGAAGGUUAUUUGCUGUCAGGGUAAUGUACACAUUGACCGGCGCACCCUUAACACACAAUGUAACUUUUAUCACUACCAUAAAGAUGAGGUUCAGAUCUGCGGCCAGUGAGGCAGUGUGGGGCAAGUCUACCGACAACUAUUAUUGUCGAGAACAUAAAAAGUUUAAGAAGAUUUGUAAUGAGAAAAAAGUAGACACGGCGACGUAACACCAUUCUAAGUCCAUUACAGUGAAAGUGCUUUUGUGAGAAAAUACUUUAUACGUAGCCACUGUGUGACAAACAAGUUUAUGAGCCACCAUCAGCUAAAUAAAAUGUAAAGAAGUUAAACCAAACGACAUUAAUGAAGUUCAAUAAAUUGCAGCGCGUUGUUUUCCAAUAGUUGCAAGUACGUCUUGUUAGUAUCAAUUACCAUUAAAUUCGCUAACGUCCUCCGACAAAUAACAACUGCGAACAUCAAAGACAGCAACCGGAAUCCUUCUUUGAUGUUUUGUCAAUCAGUUUCGGCAUUAACGAAGCAUACUAUGUCUACGACAAAUAAAGAUUUCCGAUGGUGUGUCUCGGGGGCGUUAACGCAAUUUCCUAGGAGCUCCCUAGAGCCGGGACUUGCGCCACUAUAUCACUUGUAAAUUGCUUUAUAUGAGAUCGUGGAAAUAAAGAAAAUCGUGAUUAUAUGUGACACUACAAGGUCUCUCUCCAGGCUCGAUGCGAUCAAACGAAGUUUGUCACACCUUAUAUUUGUUGAGUAAACUUGCUCUCAGUAGCAAAUUGUUUUAUCUUUGCUUUCAACUUAGUGUAAACUGCAAACAGAAUCAUUCUAACUUUUGCGAUGCUUUCUUUGCAGUUUUAACGAGAUUUGAAGAAUUCCCGCUAAGGUUAAUUUCCGUUAAGUAUUUCUCACAUCCCUAAAUAUUUAUGUAUUAAACAAAAUUAAGAUAAACUUUUCAGAAGCCCGAAAGUCUUAAGUAAUUAUAACACAAGGCAAGCGAUAUUAAACUGAAGCAGACACAUUAAUUGUAGCAAGUGUUUAAAGUAAGCAAAUCAACGGGAAUUAGCGGCACAUCUAAUCAAUUAGCGGUUUAAAUGAAAAGCGUCGGUUUCGCAGCCUCCGGGCCCCGGCGUGCGGAGAUGACGACAGAGAUCACCGCGGCAAUUACAAGCGGCCACCAUUGACGCGCGCCGAACCGAAUCUCUAUUAAGCUUUGCCGUUCAAUCGCGUUUGUAAAUUGAUUUAUCGUCGCGUGAAACACUGUGUAAUCACGAGAUUAGAUCGAGAAAUAAAAGCUAGGUGGACUUAGGUAACUGGUGCCCGAACAAACUUUGUCUCAUGAUUGAUUAAAUAAAACAAAAGUCGUAAGUUUUCUACAGCAUACUUAAAUGGAUUUCUUGGGAUAGUGUUACAAAUACGAAUAAAAUAAUACAGUGAAACAGUAAAUGUAUUUCGGCACUCAAUAGCCUCCGACAAUCGCAGGUAGCUUACUCGGCAGGUUUACACGAAACGCCUCUCCAGUGUACUCUUCUAGUGAGCUAACGAUAUUGAGUCUCUACGACAUGUUCGAUCCAGUCCCCGAACACAACAUGAACAGAGCCUUUCAAAAGAACACAACAAAUAGCACUCAUAAAUUUUGUCUUCUCCAAAAGUUAAUUCCUUUGUAGAGUCGGUGACUUUGUUAAAUAGGAUUUCAAAUGUUAAUUUCGUUCGUUAUUAGUUAACUGAAUAUAGCUGACGUGACAUUAAAUGUACCGUAAAAUAACAAACCGCAACUUAGCGAAAAUUUACUUUGUAAUACCGAUUGAGAUAUUUCAUUGUGAUAUCUUAAAAAUACAAAAUCUCGCAACUCUUUCUCUUAACAUGGAUCUAUUCAAGGGCUGGCGUUUAUUCUUCGAACGUUGACCUUUUGAGUUCAGUUUCACAUUCCGAGAUAUAAGACGCUUUUACACAAAAUAGCCCAUCAUAUAUAUGGCGGACAUAAUCACCCUCUCGACAAUCGCGAAAGUAAUGGUGGCCUUAAAACAGAACUGGCUUCAUAAACAAUAUCAACGGGGAAGUAAUUUCGCUGCCAAUAACUCUAGAAUCAAUGGCAUCAAUUAAAAUUUAGACGUUUUUAUCAAAUUCUGAAGCCCCCCAACUGAUUCUAAAAGACUUUUUAAUUAAGUUACAGGUAACGAGGUUUUCAUUCGACUUUUAUUUUUCGUAAUGAUGUUAAUAUUUAUAACGAGCGUCGAAGAUACAACUAUAGAAUAUCCAUCUAAAUAAUCAUGCGCCAAGUUCAAAUCCACAAAGAGUUCUUUGAACCGUAUUGUAUUACUGUGAUCACAUGCACUUUGUAGUUCCUUGCACUCAUACACAUCAACCUUCUGCCAAAAUUAAAGGCCAGUGUGAUGUCACUAAUACUCAAUAUUGCUAUAUUUGCUCGCGAUGUGCAAUCGUCCGACACCUAUUUAAGAGUUUUUGCAAUUCCAUACGCUCUAAUGUUGUAAUUUGUUCGGUUUAUUCAGUUUUUAAGAAGUCGUAUUGUGUCUCGCACUGACCUCGGUUGCGCAUCCGGCUUUCGCCAAUACUAUUCUGUUAUCUAAAUAAAAGUCUGUGUAUAGUAUGAGUGCGAAUGUGUAAAACAAGCGGAGAGCACGUGCGCCUAGUAAUUCAGGCCGUUAUCGUGACUUAUAUCUAUAAGCCGCGCUGCUCGGGCUGCCGGGGGCUAGAGCGCAGUAGUUUCCCCUCGGCGCCGACACUUGGGGCACUUUGCGCGAGCUGCUGCACUGUUUCAGUUCCUUUCAUUCCGGGGACAACGUCCUAUAUUUUUAUCGAGGCCACCUUUUUUAUUUUCAUGUUUAUUCCAUUCCGUCAUUCACUUACAUCAUGCACUUAAAUCGUAAACUUAAUUCGGUGGAAGCAUUAAUGAAAAUUGGAUAAAAGUUUUUCCCAUUUGUAGACGUUGACUGAGAGAAUGUCGGUGCUGCGGUCGGCCGCAAACUUCGUAACGUUAUAUGCGAAGUACUAACGAAGUAAUGAGUUCAUACUUUCGGGGUUAACCAUCUUAUUCAACAUUCCGCGUAAUUCAAAAGGAUUAUGUUAUAAAGUUUGAAGGCGUUCCGAAGAAACUGGAACUGGCAAGUACGAAUAUAACUCAAUGUUAUUUUAGAAUUGAUACUCUACAACAACACAGAAAUUUUCCGAUCUGUUUGCCAUUUGGAAUUCAAACUAUGUCAUCGUAAAACUAAGUUUGUAUAUCGACUCACGUCUUGUGUUACACGCAACUAAUAAAACGAUACACAACAGAAAUAACGUGUCAUGUCCGGCAGAACUAGUUUAUAGUGAAAACAAUUUGAAGAGCAUAUUCCACAAGCGGGUUCGUACCAAUUAUUACUAAUCAAUGAGUCAGAGUGUCAGUGUUAUCGCGCGACCUUUACACGUUUGAUAAAAGUAGCGAAUCAAAGAUCGCUAAGUUACGCACACAAAUAGUACGGAGACGUUCUCUAAAUGUUUACAAGCUGCGAUAUUGGUUCCCCGGCAGACUACAUAGUACGACAGGGACCGUGUUCUUCGAUGUAGUGCAAUAAACAAUGAGUAAGCAGUGCAUACGGGAAAAGACCUCAGUUAAUAUACCUAGUGUACCGCGAGUGUCGUGUGAGGGUAAUAGUUAAGAAAUGUGCGCGUGAGGUCGACCACGACGUCGAACUACUCGGAGUGGGGGGCGCUGGCGACCGCCGCCAGCGAUGGUAUGGACGUUGGGAAUGAGACCGAAUGGUGGCGGAAUGCGACCGCAGAGGAAGAGGAUGCGAACCUAUACAACCACUGGGUGUGGAGCAUCGUGGACGGGUCCCUUAUGCUGCUCAUCGUGAGCGGGAACACGCUGACGAUCCUAGCGGUCACCUUGAGCCGCCGCCUGUCGUCGCUGGUCUCCAACCAGUUCGUGCUCAACCUGGCCAUAUCUGACCUGAUGGUCGGCCUUACCUUGCCGUACCAUCUCGUAUUUUACUUAAACGAAGACUUUGGCAAAAUAAAAUGGUCUUGCCUGAUGCGCUUCAUUCUCAUAAUCCUAGCGUGUCUGGCAUCUAUUUACAACAUCAUAGCGAUAGCUGUAGACAGGUAUAUAGCGAUAGUACAUCCGCUCCACUACAGCCGCUACAUGACAAAGCUCGUGACGCGCCUGCUGAUGAGCGCCACCUGGUCCGUCGCCGUCUGCAUCAGCUGCAUCCCUAUGUUUUGGAAUGAGUGGCACGAAGGGGUCUCGUGUGAAAUGAACUUGGUGGUCCCAAAGUCGUACACGACGAGUAUCCUGGCGCCGAUGUUCUCGCUCAUCUGGAUGGUGAUGUUCAUCCUGUACUGGCGGAUAUGGCGCGAGGCCACCUGCCACGCGCGCCGCAUGCGGGCCAACACCUGCUGCCCCACCGGAGCCAACGAUUGGAAGAGUAUACAGGUGGUGCUGCUGGUGUUAGGGUCGUUUUCCAUUUGCUGGAUGCCGUUUGUGGUGGUUGCGUGUGCUCAGACCCUGCCUAUCACGCCGCUACACAACAACAUCGCCUACCGCCUGACGUCAUCACUGGCCAUGUCCAAUUCUGGUAUUAACCCCCUCAUCUACGCAUGGAAGAACGCCGGAUUUCGCGCCGCGUUCGCUAAACUAUUGCGUUGCAAGCGGCCGGACACCUCAGAGUACAGAGGCUCCCCCGCUCCUGAGAGGAAACGGGGCUCUGUCGCCCUGCGAGAAGGUUCUAUCACUCGGUCCAGCGCCCCCAGCGCGUUGUCUAGCCUGGGCGGCAGGCCGGCGCGGCUGCUGUACAUAGAGCGAGAGACGGACACUUCGCGGUGUCGCAUCAUCGAGAACGCGGGCUACGUGGAAGCGGAGCGCGGCGACAGCAACCCGUCGUACGCGCCCGACGGGCCCACGCCCGUGCACCGCGCGGCCAGCACCGGCAACGCCGCCGGAGCCGCGCGGGCCCCCGAUCUAGUGUAGUGUUAUCGUAUUACGAACAAAUUAGACGUUUUGUGGGAAACGUGAAACGCUUCUAGUAUUUAAAGUUGUUAGUGACUGUAGGUACCCCCCUUCGCAUUUAGGUACCUGUUCGAAUCUACGCUCAAGUUUUUAAAAGCUUUAUUGUUGAAUUUUUAUUGAGAGAUUAUAAUGAGUUCCCUGCCAUAACGAUGUUUUAAUAAGAGGUUCUCUGUCAAAUAAAGAUGUUUAAAUGAUAUAAAUAAUUAAAAGAUGUUCUAUGUAUUAUUAAAGAAUAUAAUUAAUGUGUAUUAUUUAAAUAUUGUAAUACCUUUUCACUUGUAACACGGCGUAUCUACGCGAAUUGCCUGACAAACGACGCCAUCUACCACCGACACGGGAACAAAAGCGGCACGGCUUUUAACUUCAAGCUCACGAACACAGAUGGCGUUAAAUUCAACUAUUCGACCAACCUGUUGAUAUUUGUUUCCAUCAACGAGCAUUACAGACAACAUGAGCGAGAUGUAAAAUUUAAUUAUGGUUAUGUGUAGAUAUAAAUA